AGGUAUUCUCCGUCGCGAACCUUGCAUCUUUUGUUUUUCUUCCCCCUCCGCAGUCAACUGCCGAUCCAACUACCCAACUCAAGGGGGGAAGAACUUUCGGGGAGAAGGAGAAGAGGAAGAAAAGAAGAAGAAGAUGGCGGCAGGUCUGCUCUCGCUAAUCGGAGGAGCCCGGCGGGCACUGGCCGGCAGCGCGCGGGCGUCGGAGCUGUUCCCGCAGACGCAGCCGGACGUCGACGGCGAGGCGUGCAAGCACGACUGCGACAGCUGCACUGUCAAGUACCCGCGGCACUUCAAGGUCGAGGAGUCGCACCCGCUGUACGGCAAUAUCAAGCCCUGGAGCACGCACGUCAUCGUCGCGACUAGCAAGUCGGAUUGGAAGAGGGAUGUCGAGGAUGAGAAGGGCAGUGUUAUGGAGGCGUUUGGUCAUGCUAGUAAGCCUGGUAAUGGGCGCCUGAUGCUCUCUGCCUCUAACAUGCCCACGUCGACGCACCAGGCCGACUACUCGCAACCAACAUCCAUCUUGGUUCUUCCCGCUUUCACCAUCAUCGACAAUGUGACGCCCCCCGCCGUGCCUUCUCUCGUCAACAAGUACAUCUCACGCGCGCCCACAACCACAGACCCUCUGGACCCGCUAUCCCUCCCCAAAACCAUCCCGUCGUCCCGCUCCGCCGUCGGCGACAUGCACGCGCGCCCGUGCCCCCACCGCGCCGUCGUUCUCCUAUGCUCGCACCGCACGCGCGACGCCCGUUGCGGUCAGAGCGCCCCGCUCAUCAAGAAGGAGCUUGAGCGGCACUUGCGCCCGCUAGGCCUGGAGCGCGAUCUCGACGACGAGAGGCCGGGUGGUGUGGGUAUUUAUUUCGUGAACCACGUCGGCGGCCACAAGUACUCAGCCAAUGUCCUUAUUUACCGCCGCCCAGACGCCUUCGGCCUCGAUAAGGUAGAUCGAGGAAAACUGCCCCCGGGCCAGGAGCCGCAGGUCAAGGUGGUGAAGCCGGUGCCUGCGGAGGAUGGAGAGGAAGCUGGGGAGCCGGAUGUAGGAGCUGGCCAGUGUAUCUGGCUUGCGCGGGUGCGUCCUGAGGACUGCGAGAACUUGGUCCGGUAUACGAUUCUGCAGGGUAAGGUGGUCAAGCCGGACAAGCAACUGCGGGGUGGAUUUGAUCGGAGUACGGGGAUGAUAAGCUGGUAGAUUCUUAGGGAACAGGUAUCGGCAUCCUAGACAGAACGUGAAUUCGGCGCGGUUUCUAGAGCAGAAAUGCGGGGGUUGCAUACCCACCAUCCAGCAUCGCUAUGAAGUAUAGAUAGAUACUAGUUAUGACUUAUGUGGUGGGCCGGCGCGGCGGUUUCUUUUACAUGUGUACCUUACACGCGGAUCUUAGAGGGUCGGUGGAGUAAUGGUCACGGUGAUGAUAAUGGACGUAAUAAUGCGAGUUUAUAGAGACGAUAAAGCUGAUGUUUCUGGUGUUGCUUUUUUACGUUGUGGUCUUAUAUAUAAGAUACUUUAAUAAUGAAUAGACGGAAUGAGAUGAGAUGAGAUGAGAUAGGAGACAAUGGCCGGAUGGGACAGACAAAUCAGCUCAAUAGAAUGACUAUCAUAUACCAUC
Molecule: messenger RNA, 1601 nt
Organism: Daldinia decipiens
Lineage: Eukaryota; Fungi; Ascomycota; Sordariomycetes; Xylariales; Hypoxylaceae
Product: actin patches distal protein
Exons: 2
Coding region: 134-1186 (350 amino acids)
Source: RefSeq, a predicted model, not a curated record